Molecule: messenger RNA, 7586 nt
Organism: Clarias gariepinus (North African catfish)
Lineage: Eukaryota; Metazoa; Chordata; Actinopteri; Siluriformes; Clariidae
Gene: rabl6b
Product: RAB, member RAS oncogene family-like 6b
Exons: 18
Coding region: 410-2689 (759 amino acids)
Cellular component (GO): cytosol; nucleus
Molecular function (GO): GTP binding
Source: RefSeq, a predicted model, not a curated record
CCCUUGCUCGUCUACAGGCAUUUGUAUGCUGAUGUGUUCGUAGUGGAAAUAUGGAUCAUUCUUUAGGAGAAUCAAAAAUAUGAACUCGAGCUGUGCUCUUGACACUUUUCACCCUACAAAGUGCACUUCGCAGGGUACUUCAGGCCAAUCGGAAUGCGCCUUAAGAAACAGCCAUCUGAUUCUUGGUGAACAUUGCAGCGCACAGCUAUGCUAGAUUUCAUCAUCUGAGGUCAAUGGAGGCACUGUGGGAAAUCCAUCCAAGAAGAUAAAGCCACGGUUUCCUCACGGUUAUGUUUCUCUACGAGUUCUUGAAGCCCAGGAUGGACGGUAAACAGUGAAAAGUCCGCAGUCGAAGCGUGCGAGUUAAACCCUGAUUGACACCCGUUAAGUCGAACCCCAAGCCGCCGAGAUGUUCUCCGCUCUGAAGAAGCUGGUCGGUUCGGAGACUCCUAUCCAGCCGCGGGAGAAGAACAUUCCCGCGGGACUGCAGUCGAUGAAUCAGAGUCUGCAGAGACGGUUCGCCAAAGGCGUUCAGUACAACAUGAAGAUCGUGAUCCGCGGGGACAGGAACACAGGGAAGAGCACACUGUGGCAGCGCCUGCAGGGAGGGAAGUUCCAGGAGGAGUACAUCCCCACACAGGAGAUCCAGGUCACCAGCAUCCACUGGAACUAUAAGACUACUGACGACGUGGUGAAAGUGGAGGUGUGGGACGUCGUGGAUAAAGGCCAAAAAAUCCCACUUCCUGAAGGUGUAGGCAGGGGUAAAAAGCGAGGAGACACCCUGAAGCUAGAGAAUGAUCCUCAGGAGGCUGAGAACGAGAUGGCCCUGGACGCUGAGUUUUUGGACGUCUAUAAGAACUGUAACGGCGUCAUCAUGAUGUUCGACAUCACAAAGCAAUGGACUUAUAACUACAUUUUGCGCGAGCUGCCCAGAGUGCCGACCCACGUGCCGGUGUGUGUGCUGGGGAAUCAUCGAGACAUGGGCGAGCACAGGGUCAUCCUUCCUGAUGACAUCAGAGACUUCAUCAACAGCCUUAACAGGCCACUGGGUUCUUCCUACAUCCACUACGCCGAGUCUUCCAUGAAAAAUGGCUUCGGCCUCAAAUACCUGCACCGAUUUUUCAACAUUCCUUUCCUGCAGCUCCAGAGAGAGACGCUCUUACGGCAGCUGGAGACCAACCAACUGGACAUCGAUGCCACGCUGGAGGAGCUGACGGUCCAGCAGGAGACCGAGGAUCAAAAUUACGAAAUAUUCCUAGAGAUGAUGGAAGCGCGCGCUAAAGGCUACAGAUCUCCCGGAGACGCUAACGGUCAGAGCCCGUCGUCCGGCUCGCAGUCCCCCGUCGUCCCAGCAGGCGCCAGCUCCACGGGCAGCUCCAGCCCCGGCACUCCGCAGCAACCCCCUGUCGCGGGGCAAAACCCGCAGUUACCCUCCACCUCGCCGCCUGUGGACGCUCAGAUUCCCAUCGCACCCGCUCUUCCCCCCGUCCCCGCCCCCGCUCCAUCUCCGUCUCCGGCACAGCAGCCGCAGAAGCGCAGCUUCAUCUCCAGGCUGUUCGGCUCGACCGCCUCUCCAGAGGCGCCCACUGCUGGCCAGGAGGCGGAGCCGGCACCUUCCCGAGCCACGCCCACAGUACAGAGUGUAGACGACUUUGUUCCUGAUGAAGGACUGGAUAAGAGUUUCUUAGAAGACAGCGUCCCCUCCAGCACCAAACACAGCAUGAACACCGGGAUCACCGCCGACAGUGACAGUGAUGGAGAAGGUCGAGGAGGGAACCCCAUGGUGGCAGGGUUUCAGGACGACCUGGACCCCGACGAUGCCGCUCCCAUGCAGCAGCCCAGAUCCUCCGUCCCCAGCAAAGACCUGAACAUCACAUUAUCCAGCGACGACGAAGAGGAUGCAACCAAACCCGUCGUGGCUAAGGACGAAGAUCUGGAUAUCCACCUGGACAGCCAUCUAGACGAUUUGAGCUCUUUAGCGCUGGAGGACAAACCCAAACCCGCCAAGCCCGUGCCUUCGGUCCAGCCUCAGAUGAUGACAGAGCCUUCGAUCCUGACGCCGACUCCUGUGCACCUCCUACACACUCCACAUGCACACUCGCCCCCGAAGCAGGGUAAAGGCAAAGCGGCUCCUCAUCAGGACGACUCGUCCGAUACGGACGCCGAGGCCCCCGUGGCUCAGCAGAUGCUCUCGUUCGUCAUGGACGACCCCGACUUCCAGAGUGAUGAGGAGCAAGUGCAGAAAGACAAAAAGAAGGACGUCUUCUCCGCCCGGUCUGACCUUCCCGACCUCUCGGAUGACGAACUCGUCCCUGCUGAGGCCCCGAAGUCCUCCGUGCGCUCCUUCAAACACAAGAACGACAGCGACCUUUUCGGCCUGGGCUUCGAGGAGAAAAGCGUCAAGAGCAAAGACAGCAGUGACGAACAAGACGAAAAAGAAAGCAAACAUUCCAUGAAAGAAAAGAAGAAAAAGAAGAAGAAGAGUAAAGAGGAUGAAGAGAAGAGCAGCAAGAAGAAGAAACACAAGAAGAAGGAACGCGAGGAGCCUGAAGGAGCCGGAGAUGACAAGGAGAAGAAAAAGAAAAAGUCCCGGAGCAAGAAAGCAGGCGAUCUGGUCGAUCUGGAGGCCUUCCUGGCUGGAGGAGAGGCAGUGGAGAAGAGAGAGGAGGGAGAUUAUGAGGAGCUCUAGACUGAAUUUUUAAACAUGCACUACUAGCCUCGACAUGUCAUUGGCAUUUCAGCAGCGCAGUUCUCAACGUGUUCUGGUGUGUGUGUGUCAAACAGAGUGAGAGUGAUGUGAUGAUGCUAAAAACACGCUCUCGGUCGCGUAUCGUUACCACCACGGAGGAUGGAAAAGGGGGAGCUUCCUCCCUGCUCCUCCGGCUGCAAUAAGUGGAGAAGCCAUUGAGAUCUCCUGCAUCCUGCAUGUAACUUCAUUUCCAGGGUGAAGAUUCGACAGGCUCCUCCCUUCUCUUUUUUUAAUCGCAUUUGUUCGCCUUUUUGUUUUUCGCAUUCACUCCAGAAGCGAGCCACUUGCCAUGGAGUUAUUAGCUGUAUUUUGUAGGCAUGUGCCGAUAAUGGGGUUUACGGUAUAAUCAUGAUAUUGAUGUCAGUCACCUGAGGUUUCUGUCUUUGAACUGAUUAAAACGCAGUCAAAGCAAUCCCACAAUUCUGUUCAUCAGAGGAGAAUUCCACUGAUCAUUUUAAAUUUGUUACACAAAGCACUGCCGUUUGAUGCAAACAUUUCAGUACUUGGUAUUUAAAAGCCAACCUGUAUGUGGUAAUUACAAGCGACUUACCUAGUGUUAAAUAAUGACUAGUGCGAAAAGUAUCAGGGUUCAUAUAUGCCAUAAAUAUUCACAAAUGAAAAUUAAAUAAUGUGAAUGAUCUGUGAUAUUAAAGGCCUUUUAACAUUUCAUUAGUUCAGCAGUUGCAAUCAAUAAACCCUCAGCAAACAAGAUCAUUGAGGACUAUAACAAAUAAAAAUGUAGUGUCUUUCUGCUAUAGGAAAAUAAUCAGUGAUGAAUAUGUGUAAUGUGGCCCAGUGUGAGCCUACAGUAAACAUGAAUACUCAGCAUUCUCCUAAAGUUAAAGCGGUCUUAGUAUUGAGUCCUGAGGUACACCUGCUGUUUUUUCCCAGCACUAAUUAUUAAUUACUACAUAUUUAAACUUCCUCAUUAAAAAUGACCAAAAUUUGCAUUUUUAAAAAAGUAAAUGUAUACAUCAUUAAGUUUGUGGAGAUUACAAGCGAUUUAUCUAGUGUUACAUAAUGACGAGGAAAAACAGUAUCAGGAUUCAAUAAUGCCAUAAAUAUUGACUGAUGAAAGUUGGAUAAUGUAGCUCUCAAAUGAUCCAUGAUAAAGUUCUUUUAACAUUUCAUUAUUUAACGGUUGCGAUCAAUAAACCCUCAGCAAACAAUAAAAUUGAGGACUAAGUAUUUUUAUUUCUAAGUAAGAAAUAAAAAUAUUGUGCUUGCUGUUAUAGGGGGAAAAAAUCAGUGAUGAAUAUGUGUAAUGUGGCCCAGCGUGAGUGGAGUAAAGAUGAAUAUUCAGCAUUCUCCUGAAAGUAAAGCGGUCUUAGUAUUGAGUCCUGAGGGACACCUGCUGUUUUUUCCCCAGCACUAAUUAUUAAUCAGUUAAACUUCCUCAUUAAAAUAACCAAAAUUGGCAUUUUUUAAAACAGAAAUGUAUACAUUAUUAAGUUUUACAUUGUACAACACCAAGAACUGUAACACAGAAGCAAGUUGUAUUAUACUUGACCAAAGCUCAUUGCUGAAUUUCUAACUUCUUAAUAGAUUAAAAUACAUUUAAUAAAGAUGUCAAGCAAAGCAACUUGCCUGCUCAUAGCACUAACAGCAAACAAUUUGGCGCUUUCCUACCUUGAAAUGACUUAUAGUGUACUUGUAAGGUAGAAGUUAUUUGCUUUCGAUCAAUAUAAGCCUGGUUUAAAUAUACAGCUCACUGCUUUGAGGAGAUCCCAAUGUCACUUCUAUCGUUAGUAACAUUAGCUGCAAGAUUGUCGCAAACAAAAAACAAACAUCAAAGCAUCCGGGUAAAAUAAUAUAAUUCCCAUGCUCGGACUUCUGUUAAAUGCGUCAUUACUAUGUACUAGGAUAUCCGACAUGCAAAAUGUUUUUUUUUUUUCUUUUUUUCAAAAGUUUCACAAAUGUUUUUAGGAAAUCCUGGCUAGUUCCCACAAUCCUGCUUAGCUAAUAAAUUUCCACCACAAUAUUGUGAUAAUAUUGGUGAAAUAAAAUGUUAAAUAUCGGCACAUGCCUAUUCUGUCGUAAACGCAUGACUCUUUUAGCGUCGGUGUUAGGGCAUGGCUUAGCGUUCCUUUCUGUACAUUUAGUUCUGGGUGUAUAAUGUAGAUGAUGUGUGCUGUGUACUGUACUUUGUGGAUGUGUAUACUUAUUAUUUUUCUUCCGUUUCCAGAAUUUCGUUUUUUCUAACGAUUCGACUCGCAAGUUCACAAAUAUUGGAAACGUAGGUCUGUUUUUGUAUAGGAAUUGUUCAUUCAAAAAAAAAAAAAAGUUCAAACUUUUUGUCCAAAGUUGGCAAUUGCUAAUAUGAUUCAUAUCUGGAUAAACAGCGCUUCUUUAGAUUUUCACUUGUAGCCAUGAGGCUUAAGUGGCUAACAAGUAAUUAAAGCAAAAAAGUUAAAAUCACUCAUAAUUUAAGCUAACGUCCAAAUCCGAACAUACAAAUUAGGCCACGCCUCCAGCGUCAUUUUGAUCGACGUCGGGUUGUGAUCAAGAAGUAAGAAAGCGAUCCGCUACAAGAUGUAGCCACUUUUUUUUUAUAGAUAACGCUGAACGAUCAUGUAGCUAGAGGUAGCUAGAAGGUAACUAGCUCAUUUGUUAUCAACUUUAGUGCAAAACUAAAGGGACAAACGUGUGUAAGCGUGUAAAUCAUGUUUUCGGCUGGACUUCUUUCAGAAUUCACUCAGGUCUGUCUCCAUUCUGAAAUAGCUCCGGAGGUCUUCAGACGUCCGGGUCACGUUCAAUAGUUAAUAAUAGUAAGUCAAGGCAACUGCGUUUCCUAGAUAUAAAUAUAUAUUUUGUCACUGAACUAAUGAGUAGAGAUAUAACGUUUUGCUUCGACCUCCAAGACACAAUUUUGAUGUGAUGUUUACUUAAAGACAGAGUCGAUGUGACUUCGAGAACGUAAAAUUCUUCCAUGAUAUGAUUGUGUCUUUAAUGGAAAUCGUUAAAUUAAGAGUCAUUUACUUCUUAUCUCAGUUCUAGUUCCACUGAUAUACACGUUCAGCGCAUAUAUUGUUUGUUUUUUCUCUCACAAACUAGCUGAAGCUAAUGGAAGUCAAUCUCCUAAAUUUCUUGUAAAUACAAAUUUGCAUUUAUAUUGUUUUGCAUUCGAACUUCGUCAUUAACAUCUAUUUCAGUAAAAUUCCAUCGCACAGUUUUUACAUGCAAAAGCAGCAGCAACACAAACACCAAACAAUGGAGGAUUAACCUCAAUGUCCACUAGAUGGCACCACUGUCAGUCACAUUCCCAUGUCCGACUCUAAUGUUUCAUGUUUAAACCCACUGAUUUUUUUUUUGGUUUCUUCCUAAAACUGUCAUUAUGUCAUGAGCUGUACAUCCAGUCUAAAAGUCUUCGUAGUUCAUAAAUCUAGAAAAUCCUGCGAGAGGCUGUAUAAGAGGACUUUAAAAUUCAAAACACUAACUGUAAAAAAUCGAGAAGAGACAAUUACGAGGGGCGUUCAAGUCAAAGCAGGACUUUUGUUUUUGAUUGUGCAGAAUAACAGAAAACUCCCUUUUAUUUCUCUAUACAAUCCCCUGCUACACUUAUCACUAGUGCUUGGACGCCAUUACCGAAGAAAGUUUUCUUAGUACGCCAGAGCCAUGAUCACUCCGGACUGCCUGUCUCCUUCACGUCUGGCUUCCGAGGAACUUGAACAUCUGGGAGGAAUGGCUUGGAGCGAGGCGUAUGAUCAUCUUUAAAUAUGAUUCACUGCGACUAACGGUCUCACUUGAAAUCUCCUGUAAAUGUCCAUCUAAUGUACACCUUCAAGUCCUGGAUUGACUUGAACGCACCUUGUAAACGCAUUUCUUUGUUUACUCUGUCGCAUGGUGCUAUUCUCCCCCUGCUGUUUACAUUGGUAUCACACCACACCAUGGUGUUCAUUUCUGAGAAACGUCCACGAACAACACUCCGAAUGCAGGGUGUGUGUGUGUGUGUGUGUGUGUGUGUGUGUGUACAUGUUUGGCAGCCAUCUUGCACAUCAUCAUCCUAUAAUUUAAGCGAGUCCUAUUUAGGCUUUAAUCUUAUUUAUAAAGCGGAAAUGAGAAUUUAGGUGGUUUUACGACUUCCAUUAUUUCGUAAGCUAUACUGCUUCUCAAAAGUUUGGUUCAAUUUUUUUGACAUGUGAUAUCUGAUCAAAUCGCCUGAAGGCAAACAUUAAACACACACCUCUCGCCCACUGCAGCUCCUCUAAAGAAGGGCUGAACUUGACUUCAACGCAUUAACGAUGACACACUGUAGGUAGGAAAUAAUACGGAAAUAAAAAGACACUUCAGUUCCAAAGACAUCCGCUUUUCAGACCUUGUUAUGCUGUUGUGAGUUUUGCUUUCUCAGAUACAUUAUGCAUUGCUGAUGACCAGUGGAAACAAUUUCUUCUUAUUAUUAUUAUUGUUAUUAUUAUUGCUUUAUUUUCAUAAAUGCUUGAGACCAAACCCUGUUAAGUGCAAUGAACACAUUUCCUUUCGUGUUUCUUCCCCUCCUUACUUGUUUUCUUUGCCACUUUUUUGUUCCUUGUGUUGAUUUCUGAUUGCUCUGUACAGCAGUUUAAGAGACUUGAGAGAGAAAACUGUGCUACUCCAUCGUUCAUACGGCUGUAAUUAACUCUGUUCGAGACUCUUAAGAAAAAAUGAUUUAGGAAUUACAGAACACACACACAAACAAACAAACGGCUCCGGCUUUCGUCAGAAACAAACAGCACUUUUAAACAGACACACACUCUAACUCAGACACUGGCUUCCUGUCCGACUUCAUACAACUUUAAAACUGUGUGUGAGUGUGUGUGUGAAAACGAAACGCAAAUAUAGCACGGACCUUUCUCCAUCA